Acaulospora colombiana is the source of this 962-nucleotide messenger RNA. The record is from the annotation of a GenBank genome assembly. NCBI's taxonomy places the organism in Eukaryota, Fungi, Glomeromycota, Glomeromycetes, Diversisporales, Acaulosporaceae.
AUGGAAACUUCUCUACCAUUAUCAACCGGACGGCGAUUUUCUCCAUCUCAUGGCCGGGGUCGUGCCUCCACACUUCCUGCUUUAUCAGGUCGUUCACGAAUACCAUCUCCAUUUACUGGAGUUAAGCCUUUACAAUUAGCGGAGGGUGAUUCACGUAAUUUACUUAUUCCAUCAAUUAGAAUGAAAGUCGAUUUGACCAAAUACGUCGAACAACACGCAUUCGUCUUUGAUGAUGUGUUUGAUUAUGAGGCAAACAACGAAGAGGUGUAUAAACGAACUGCCUUACCAUUGGUAGAAUAUAUUUUCCGAGGGGGUCUUUAUGUUUUGGCGGCCCGUGACAUAUUUAAUUUAUUACAGAGACCAGAGUUUAAUCAUCUAGCGGCAUACAUUGGGUUCUAUGAAAUUUAUCAAGGACAACUAUAUGAUCUUUUAAACGAACGAAAGAAAUUAUUUGCCCGCGAAGAUGGAAAAAAAAAUGUCAUAAUUUCCGGUCUUCAAGAAUAUACCAUUGAUAAUGUGGACGCACUCAUGCAAGUGUUUGACUACGGAAAUACGGUUAGAAGCACAGGAAGUACUGGAGCAAAUGAGGACUCUUCUAGAUCACAUGCAAUCUUGCAAAUAGUACUAAAACAUAGGAAAAACAGAAAGAAGUUUCAUGGAAAGCUCAGUUUUAUCGAUUUAGCGGGCAGUGAACGCGAAUGUUAUGUUGUAAUUCCGAUCUACAGGAUGGAAGGUGCCGAAAUUAAUAAAAGUUUGUUAGCAUUGAAGGAAUGUAUUCGUGCGCUCGAUCAAGAUAAAAGGCACACUCCCUUCCGUCAAAGCAAACUAACACAGGAAUUUCCUAGCGAUGAAGACAACGACCUGUUUGGCGAAGAGUUGCCAUCGGAUGGCAUUGUUGAUGAAGACUUUAUCCACGAUAAUCCCGGUGCAACUUCUAGUUCACUUGAGAAUGAUAACGAUUC